This is a messenger RNA of Entrophospora candida, 1707 nucleotides long. The record is from the annotation of a GenBank genome assembly. Lineage: Eukaryota; Fungi; Glomeromycota; Glomeromycetes; Entrophosporales; Entrophosporaceae.
AUGCUAUCAAUAGACAUUAAUAAUAAUAACAACAACAACGAUAAUAAUGGAAUACUCGUAGAUGGUGAGGACUCGGAAGAAGAAAAUACUUUAUUAGACGAAUCAAAUCAUGCUGCUAAAAAACAAUCUGCUCUUGACGCGUUAAUUACAAAAAUUGGAAUGGGAAAAUUUCAAAAACAAUUAUUGGUUUUAUGUGGAUUCGGCUGGCUUGCUGAUAAUGUUAGUGAUGAGAUUAAUUAUAUUAUAAUCAAUAAUUCAUAUCAUAUAUUUGGUGUGGCUGUAAUAUUACCAAGAGUUCAGCGUCAUUAUAAUAUAUCAAAUGAAUAUAUUGGUAUUUUAUCUAGUUCAAUAUUUACAGGAAUGAUGUUUGGUGCCCUUUUCUGGGGGGUUCUUUCUGAUUCUCACGGUCGUAAGCAAGCAUUCAAUUGGACCUUAGCGAUCACAUCAUUAUUUGGAGUAUUUUCAAGUUUUUCGCAAAAUUUCGCACAAUUAUGUUUUUUAUUAUUUUUAUUAGGAUUUGGUGUCGGUGGAAAUAUGCCAGUUGAUGGCGCACUUUUCCUGGAAUUCAUACCAAAAGAACAUCAGUAUCUUUUAACUUUUAUGUCAGUAUUUUUUUCAUUUGGAGCUGUCUUAACAUCAGUGUUGGCAUAUAUUAUUCUGCCUCCAUACAGUUGUCCAGAAGUGAAAAAGGGCGAAAUAGAUACUUGUGAUGUGUCGAUAGAAAAUAAUGGCUGGAGAUAUUUGUUGGCAACUUUAGGAACUUUGACAUUUCUUAUGCUUGUUGCUCGUAUAUUAUUUUUUCGUCUUCAAGAAUCACCAAAAUAUCUAAUAUCUCGUAAUCGUAAACAUGAUGCAAUAUUAGUACUGCGUAAAAUUGCAAGCAUUAAUGGCAAUGAUAUGCAAAUACAAGUCACUGAUUUCCCAACAACUCCAGUAGCAAGCAAUAAAGCAAGCAUGGAUGGAUCCAUUUCUCCAUCAUCGUUUUCUUACCCAACACGUCAACAACAUCAUGACGAUGAUCCAGAAUCAUUUUCAAAGUUUUUCUCUAAUCCUUUAGGUUUUAUAAAUUCACGUCUCUCAUCAAAGGUGGUAGCGGUCAAACCAUUAUUUUCAAGAAAAUGGGUUACUACUACAUUACUUGUAUGGGCUAUAUGGACUCUGGUUUCAUUUGGUUAUACUAUGUUUAAUGUUUUUCUGCCUAAAUAUCUUGAAAAUCUAGGUUCAGAUGAAGAUACUGAUGAUGAAAAUCGAUCAAUGAAAAAUGUAUUAAAAGAUUAUCUGAUUUAUUCAAUAUGUGGAUUACCUGGUUCUUUGCUUGGAACGUAUUUUAUUGAGACAGCCCUUGGUCGUAGAGGUACAAUGUCUUUGGCAACAUUUGGAACUGCCUUUGCUGUGUUUAUGUUUUCCAUAGUCAAUACACAUUCUGGUGAAGUGAUUUUUUCUGCAAUGUUUAGUUUAUUGGCAACUUUAAAUUAUGCUGUUAUUUAUGGCUACACGCCUGAAGUAUUUGAGGCAAAAUUAAGAGGUACUGCAUGUGGCAUAAGUUCUGCAUUUGGGAGAAUAGCUGGCAUAAUUGCUCCUAUAAUAACAGGAAUAUUAUUAUCAAUUGGCAUCACAAUUCCACUAUAUGUAUCGUCAUUUUUAUUUUUGUUAUCCGGCAUUUGUAUGGUAUUAUUACCAAUAGAGACUAGAGGAAGACAAGCUUAA